This is a messenger RNA of Rhincodon typus (whale shark), 3832 nucleotides long. RefSeq names its product cadherin-11-like. The transcript is spliced from 12 exons. The record is from RefSeq and is a predicted model, not a curated record. Lineage: Eukaryota; Metazoa; Chordata; Chondrichthyes; Orectolobiformes; Rhincodontidae. The coding region runs from base 809 to 2764 and encodes 651 amino acids. Gene Ontology annotation, molecular function: calcium ion binding; cadherin binding. Gene Ontology annotation, biological process: adherens junction organization; cell morphogenesis; homophilic cell-cell adhesion. Gene Ontology annotation, cellular component: plasma membrane; adherens junction; catenin complex.
CCAAUUUAAGACCGUUGACAAAGAUACAUAGAGAGAGAGCAAGACCGCUUUCUGUAUCUGCAGAGCGAGAUAGCAGGUUCUUCUGACCACGGGCUUGGUGUAAAUUACCCAGCCCAUCUUUUAGACGUUAAACGCCGUUUGUCUGCCCCUCUCUCUCUCUCUCUUUGUGUGUGUGUGUGUGUGUUUAUGUGGGAGGGGAACGUGUGUGGACCUCCCUCUCUUGGAUCUACUCUCAUCAUCCCUCUCUCUCUCUCUCUCUCUCUCUCUCUCUCCCUGUCUCUCUUUAGUCCUGAGUAUUGAAGUGCGGCUCGGAGGCAGAGUAGUAUAGCUGUAGCGUUGACGGUUCCUUGUGGCGAAUUCUUUUCAAAAGCAACAUAAAAUGCAUCUCCUCUGCACGGCUGUGUGAACACAUUCCAGCAUAUUACCACGCAAAGAAAAGAGAGAGAGAGAGAAACAUCCCGUGCAGUUAAUGAGGAUUUGCUAACUGCUUUUUAUACAAUCAGUUGACAACGAGUAACUGAAGCUGAUCUCUUUUUAAGCUUCCUCCCAAAUGCAUCUACGCUAUUCGCCUCAACCAUCUCCUGUGAAGGUGGCAUCUCACCCCAAUCUGGGUAAUAAAGUUGGGACAGCCCACCCUGCAGCCUGACAAUGAUCUACUAAGUAAGGCAUCCCAAUGAAGAGGCAUUGACGGCAGAUCUCCUGAUCACUCUGGGGUUAGGGCUAUUCAGUGGCUAUUGGACCUUCCCAAGUCCCGGCUGACAAUUGAGCUCAACUCAACAGACCAAAAACAAAGCCAAUCUGAAGCAAGAUGAGGCGAGACUUUUAUUUGCCUUGUUUCCUGGCAUGCUUGAGCAUGGUCCACUGGAGUCACUCCGCCCUCAUGAGAAAUUCCACAAGCUCCCAGGUGUCAACUCGAUCUCGUCAUGGACUCGGUGUCAAAGGCCAAGUGCUUCACAGAUCCAAGAGGGGUUGGGUGUGGAAUCAGUUCUUUGUUAUAGAAGAGUACACAGGCCCAGACCCGGUGCUCGUGGGCAGGAUGCUGCCCGACUUGCUGAGCUUCCCUAGCACAAUUGGAACCUCUGUCAUUCAGGUCACAGCUACGGACGCCGAUGACCCAUCCUACGGGAACAGUGCCCGGCUCGUGUAUAGCAUUCUGGAGGGUCAACCUUACUUCUCAGUUGAGCCUCAGACAGGCAUCAUAAGGACAGCUCUUCCAAACAUGGAUCGGGAAGCAAGGGAGGAGUAUCUUGUGGUGAUACAGGCAAAGGACAUGGGAGGCCACAUGGGAGGUCUCUCUGGAACAACAAAAGUGACAAUCACCUUAACUGAUGUCAACGACAACCCACCAAAGUUCCCACAAAGUGUGUAUCAGAUGUCGAUCUCGGAAGCUGCUGAUGUAGGAACAAUCGUGGGACAUGUGAAGGCCAAAGACCCUGACAUUGGCGAGAAUGGGAUGGUGUCCUAUAGGAGCAUUGAUGGGGAUGGCAGAGAUUUCUUUGAAAUCACAACAGACUCUCAGACUCAGGAGGGAGUCAUCAAACUGAAAAAGAUAAAAUCAGUGAGCGGACAUUUUCAUCACAGUAUAUCCCCGAGUCUCACAGUUUGCUUUGUAACUCUACUGGUUAAUGAGUCAUUCCAUUUUCUUUGGCUCAGAUACUCCAUUGAACCACAGUCGUACCUGGACAGAGCAUUCACCAUCAAUGCACAGAACGGGAUUAUAAAAACCACAGAACCACUGGAUAGGGAGCUAACAGCCUGGCAGAAUAUCUCCGUGAUUGCAACAGAAGUCAAUAGCCAACUCCAGUCUUCACGUGCUCAAGUUGCCAUCAAAAUCCUGGACAUUAACGACAAUGCACCAGAAUUUGCUAAACCUUACGAAGUGGAUAUGUGUGAAAAUGCAAAUACAGGAAAGCUCAUCCAGACAAUUCAUGCUGUGGACAAAGAUGAAAGUGCAAAUGGGCCAAGGAUGACCUUUAGCAUAGCUCCGAAUCCAAACUUCACAUUAACGCAGAGCACAGGACACACCGCUGACAUCAAGGUUCACCGAGGGGUGAUAAGCCGGCGGAAACAGGAAGUCUACCACUUGCCGGUGGUGAUUUCAGAUGGAGGGCUCCCCGUCAUGAGCAGCACCAAUACUCUCACCAUUCGGGUGUGCAGCUGCAGUGCUGAUGGGAGUGUACAGUCAUGCAACGCGGAACCCCUGACUCUGCCCGCAGGCCUAAGCACUGGAGCACUGAUUGCCAUCCUCACCUGCAUCAUUAUACUGCUCGUGAUCGUGGUUCUGUUUGUGACAUUGAGACGUCAGAAGAAGGAGCCUUUGAUCGUGUUUGAGGAGGAGGAUGUGCGCGAGAAUAUUAUCAGCUACGACGAUGAAGGAGGAGGGGAGGAGGACACUGAGGCCUUUGAUAUCGCAACACUGCAGAACCCAGAUGGGCUGAAUGGCUUCUUACCCAGGAAGGACAUCAAGCCUGAGCUCCAGUACAUGCCCAGGCAAGGCUUCUGCACGGCUCCCAACAGUGUGGACGUCGACGACUUCAUCAAAGUCAGGCUGCAGGAAGCUGACUGUGACCCCACCGCCCCUCCCUACGACUCCAUCCAGAUCUACGGUUACGAGGGGAGGGACUCAGUGGCUGGAUCCCUCAGCUCUCUGGAAUCGGCCACCACUGAAUCUGACCUGGACUAUGAUUACCUCAACAGCUGGGGACCCCGGUUUAAGAGGCUGGCAGAGCUGUACGGAUCAAAAGAAACCUGCGAAGAAUCUUAACACUUAGCCGAGCAGCCUGGCCUUAAAAUUCUACAUCAACCUUUCGAAAGAUGGAAUGCUGGACUAAACUUUGGUGGGAUUGGACAGAUUUACAUUCCUUUUUUAUUUUCAUUUUUCUCCCUCCCCUUUUUUUAUAUAUAUAUAUAUAUAUAUAUAUAUAUAUAGUGCUCAAUUAUAUUGAGUGCAGGAACUGACAUUAAUGACAUUGGUUUAACUGUUGAAGGACAAUUUUAUUUGUUGAAGGUGGAUAACUGUGAAAUAGGCUCAUCUGAUGCUAGGUCAUCGCUGUUUUCCACAUCCUGCCGUCUCAUUCUCUCGCUCAUAACCACAUCCAAAACAAAUAGAGAGAGAGAGAGAGAAAAAAAAAGAUGAAGCUGCUGGUCUUCGUCACAAUUGCCCUGAGAUGGUUUCAAAACGAAAACCUGGGAGAAAAUGUGAUUUAACCUGUAAGAUUAAGCUUUAAAGGAGCAAUGAGAAACAAAAAUCAAAUCAACAGCACAUUUUCGGGCAAUCCAUGUGGAAGGAGGAGAACUAAGAUAAUUUUUGACAGGACUUUGUGACUUUUGAGACACAACACAUGUUGUCGGGCCAGUGGAGAACAAGACAGUUUGAAUAUUGAGCCUUAAGUAUUGAAUUUAGUUGCUGACAACACCUUUUAAAUUUGUGAGAAUGUUCUCUGUGGUACAACUUGCAGGCACAAUGAGAGGUACAAGGGGCCAUGUACAGAGCUCAUUUGUCUUUGCAAGUAUGAAAGAACAAGACCUAUUCCUGUUUAAAUCUUGUAAACCAUUUUUUUUGCUUUAAGUAUUGUGUUUAAUAUGUGUCAGGCACUGACCUGUCCCAUCACAGUGAGAGAUGCCUGAUUUCUAUGUCAUUUCUAUGUGUCAAUUUGUACAAUCUUAAAAGUUCUUAUUUUAGUAAAAAAAAAAUUACAUGAAGUCUCAAAAAUAUGACAUGCAACAAAAUGUUAAGGCAUCACUAUCCUAUUUUAUGGACAUUGUACUGUUGCUUUAUUAUUGUGCUUCGGGCAGAGAAGCCGGACUUUACAAUAAAAGAAUUUUUCUACAA